Perkinsus marinus ATCC 50983 is the source of this 336-nucleotide messenger RNA. RefSeq lists its product as hypothetical. Gene Ontology annotation, molecular function: metal ion binding. Bases 1 to 336 code for a protein of 111 amino acids. The record is from RefSeq and is a predicted model, not a curated record. NCBI's taxonomy places the organism in Eukaryota, Perkinsozoa, Perkinsida, Perkinsidae. The transcript is spliced from 3 exons.
AUGGUCUUUGCUGGCACGGCGACAAUUGCUCCUAUGCUCACGGGUUCCAACUGCCAGUAUGCUCAUGGUAGAUCGGAACUCCGUUGCACUCGUGAGGUCUAUAAGACUUCACUUUGUCGCUUCUGGUUGAAAGGAAAGUGUGGGCCAGCUGUGAACUGUAGACAUGCCCAUGGGGAAGAUGAAGAUAAGACUCUUGAGUCUUAUAAUGAUAUGGGGACCGACUCCGAUGAUAUUGAUAAGUUGACAGAGAAGCUGUAUCAUCUCAUUGAUGAGCUCGCUGGCUGCCCAGAACUCAAACACAUGUCUACCUAUUUGCGCAACACGCGUACGAUGUGA